AUGGCUCCAGAAGUAUUGCGUGGGAAGCCAUAUACUAAAGCUGCUGAUAUUUAUUCUUUUGGAAUUAUUAUGUGGGAACUUACAUCUGAUAUUUGUAAAGGAUUGAGACCCAAAAUUGUUGAAAGCACAUUACCUAUAUAUGAAAGAUUAAUGAAGAGGUGUUUGAAUUCUGAUCCUAAUAAAAGACCAACAGCUGAUGAAUUAGUAGAAAUCCUUUCUAUUUGGAUUUAUUAUUAUCUAAAACGUGGUAAAAAAAUUGAAAUACCAAUUCCUAACAACGAACCUAUUACUAAAAAUCAUCCAUUAUCUUGUUAUACAAGCAAAAAAAUCAAUUAUUCUGCGAAGCUAAAUGAAAUAUUAACACAGGAAGAAUUAAGCACUAAAAUUGUAGUAUACGAAGAAAAAUUAUUAAGUGAAAGUUUAGAAACUUGUAUGAUUUUAGAUUAG
Rhizophagus irregularis DAOM 181602=DAOM 197198 is the source of this 447-nucleotide messenger RNA. The record is from RefSeq and is a predicted model, not a curated record. Lineage: Eukaryota; Fungi; Glomeromycota; Glomeromycetes; Glomerales; Glomeraceae.